This is a messenger RNA of Raphanus sativus (radish), 930 nucleotides long. RefSeq lists its product as uncharacterized. The transcript is spliced from 3 exons. The coding region runs from base 1 to 930 and encodes 309 amino acids. The record is from RefSeq and is a predicted model, not a curated record. Lineage: Eukaryota; Viridiplantae; Streptophyta; Magnoliopsida; Brassicales; Brassicaceae.
AUGUCAUCAUCUUCAUCAAUGAAAUGGAAAAAUUGGAAGAAAGAUUGGACGAAGUUUUCGAAGAUAUCUGUGAAGAUACAAUCAACAACAUUAUCGAGGCCCAAACCAAAAAGCAAAAGAAACGAGCAUAUAUUGAACGAAACCGUGAAGCAGGACACACCCGAUUAUGGAAUGACUACUUCUCCGAAAAUCCCACAUAUGAGGAACAUAUCUUCAGACGCCGUUUCCAACGUUCCAUUCUUUCAACAUAGACCAGAUGCUACCGGGAGGCUUGGUCUUUCUCCACUACAAAAAUGUACCGCAGCAAUUCGUAUGCUUUCUUAUGGUUUUGCAGCCGACGCGGUUGACGAAUAUCUCCGACUUGGUGAGAGCACGACACUUUCUUGUUUACAUCAUUUCACUGAUGGAAUAGUACAGUUAUUUGGGGAGCAGUAUCUACGAAGACCCACAGCAGAGGAUCUUCAACGACUCCUCGAUAUUGGAGAGAAACGCGGGUUUCCUGGGAUGAUUGGGAGCAUUGACUGUAUGCAUUGGGAGUGGAAAAAUUGCCCAACGACUUGGAAAGGACAGUACCUUAAAGAUAUUAAUGUCCUCGAUCGAUCUCCUGUUUUUGAUGACAUUAUAGAAGGUCGAGCUCCAAGGUUAGAGUACGUGGUCAACGGACACAAGUAUAAGCUCGCUUACUAUCUCACAGACGGUAUAUAUCCAAAAUGGUCAACAUUUAUCCAAUCUAUCUCACGUCCUCAAGGUCUUAAAGCACAGUUAUUUGCUAAAAAACAAGAAGCAGCCCGAAAAGAUGUGGAACGGGCCUUUGGAGUUUUGCAAGCUCGAUUUGCGAUUGUCAAAAACCCGCCUCUUACAUGGGACAAAAAAAAUAGGGAAGAUUAUGCGAGCAUGUAUCAUAAUACACAAUAUGAUAGUCGAAAAUGA